UAGCUGUUACAUGAGCGGGAAGCUCACAAGCGGUAUGACGUGCAGCAAUCAUUGUCAGCUAGUCAAGAAGAUGAUAAUUUCACGCAUACCAAUAGCACUUACAAAAGGUUGUGCUGGGAUACGGGAAUUCAGUACCACUGGAGUUCUGAUGAAAAAUCGCCGUGCAGGUCAACCAAAAACAACAAUCAACAAAACCCUACCCAUGACAUACGAACAGUCCCAACCCCCAUAUAAGAUAGGGGUCACCAAAUCAUGGAAUUCCUGGAAUACCUCUACUCUACAUGAAGAGGGAAGACAAAAGGACACAGUGGUGGAGGACAUUUUUAUAAGGAAGUUUGUAACAGGCACAUGGCAUAAACUUUUCCUGUCUGAAGUCAUAAUUAAAAGACAGCAUAACCUAGUGAUUUUAGCUGGACUUGUGCACCAAGGCAUCGCUGCAAGGAAAAUGUACUUCUUGUGGGGUUACACAGAAGAAAUGCUAGCACAGCUUCUAAAAUGUCCAGUCAAGCUUGAAAUACAGACUGUGAAAAACAAAGAGGAUGUGAUAUUUAAAUAUUGGUAACCGUGUGUAGCCUUACUAUUUUCCUUCCGAAAGUACCAGUUUUUGUUGUAUGUGCAUAUUUUUAAUCUUGAAAUAAAGAGCUUCAUGCCAUGUCAUUGUUGCUGUUAGAUGUAUCACUCAUAGCAGUUAAUAAGCCUAUAUCACACUGGUGAUUUCAAUAGAAGUUGAACUGCUUUAGAUAAGGAUUUUGUAUUUGACACACAGGUUCAUCAUCAGAUGAUCUGGAUUCUAUUUAAAUUAGGGUUUCAAUCAAAGUUCUGGU
Molecule: messenger RNA, 824 nt
Organism: Liolophura sinensis
Lineage: Eukaryota; Metazoa; Mollusca; Polyplacophora; Chitonida; Chitonidae
Product: small ribosomal subunit protein uS3m-like
Exons: 3
Coding region: 11-562 (183 amino acids)
Biological process (GO): translation
Cellular component (GO): mitochondrion
Source: RefSeq, a predicted model, not a curated record